Molecule: messenger RNA, 612 nt
Organism: Suillus fuscotomentosus
Lineage: Eukaryota; Fungi; Basidiomycota; Agaricomycetes; Boletales; Suillaceae
Exons: 2
Source: RefSeq, a predicted model, not a curated record
ACUGCUCACAGUUUGCGCGAUCUGGAUCGGGGAGAUGGUGCUGCUCUACAUGCUCCCCUAUUCGAAGAAGUUAUCGAGUGGACGGAUCCAAUAAAUCUCGAAUUCGAUCUCGAAGUGUCCCAACGCGGACAGAAUAAUACAGAAAAGACGACUCAGGAGGAGCGUGAGCAAACAGCUUUGGGUGCACUAUACAUGUCGUCAGCGCAGAUACCUGACAGUCCUGGCGAGCCCACAACGAUAAUCAGUGAUGACGAGAUAGAUGUGGACAUGAAGACCAUGACGGUGGGGUCAGAGUGCGAUAAUUUCUUCUGGAGAGAAGCCAAUCUACCUCAGCCCAACGCCGCAUCUGUCGCCGAUCUCGUAGGUCAAUUAUCGGGAGGUUUUGAUUCGAUGAGUGCGCCCAGUAGUGUGGGUAUCCAAUCAUUUGGCUUUGAUCCCGCAAUGCUUUCAGGUCUAUGUCAGGCUGCAUUGAUACGCCCGGAAUUCAAAAAUCAAAAGAAGCCAAACACGCCGUUUUGUGACGUCGGAUGCUUUUCCAAUUCAUGCUAUUCUGGUACACGUGGGAGAUCAGGUUACAUGGUAUGUGGCGCACAAACGUUCCUCUGUUUCUAA